Molecule: messenger RNA, 1950 nt
Organism: Labeo rohita (rohu)
Lineage: Eukaryota; Metazoa; Chordata; Actinopteri; Cypriniformes; Cyprinidae
Product: cyclin-dependent kinase-like 2
Exons: 12
Coding region: 175-1644 (489 amino acids)
Biological process (GO): protein phosphorylation
Cellular component (GO): nucleus
Molecular function (GO): ATP binding; cyclin-dependent protein serine/threonine kinase activity
Source: RefSeq, a predicted model, not a curated record
UCCAUGGUGACGGCGUUAUUUACGCGCUGCGCAGUCAGGCAGUCAGUCGUCAAUAUGCCGCUCUUUCUUCAUUUAAUAAUCACGUUAAACUGUCUUUAAUAACCGCUUCAGCGCAUAUGUCGUCUGUGUUAGUCGAGCACAGCUGCUGUGAAUGAAGAGCUGACGCUGCGGCUGAUGUAUAAAUACGAGACUCUGGGCUGUCUGGGCUCCGGUAGUUACGGGACGGUGCUGAAGUGUCGACACCGGGACACCGGCAGAACCGUCGCCGUGAAGAAGCUCUUGGAGGAAGAUGAGACUGUGAGGAAGAUCGUUCAGAGAGAAAUCAGACUGCUGAAACAACUGCGGCAUGAGAAUCUGGUGAAUCUGCUGGAGGUGUGGAAGCGCAGACGUCGCUGGUAUUUGGUGUUCGAGUUUGUGGAUCGGACGGUUCUGGACGAGCUCGAGCAGUUCCCAUCCGGACUGGAUCCGCACAGAGUCCGGAAAUAUCUCUACCAGAUCCUGAGGGCCGUUUCCUUCUGCCACCAGCACAAUAUCAUUCACAGAGAUGUGAAACCCGAGAACGUUCUGGUCUCUCAGCUCGGCGUGGUCAAACUCUGCGACUUCGGUUUCGCUCGGACGAUGGCGGCCGCUCCUGGUGAGGUUUACACCGACUACGUGGCGACGCGCUGGUAUCGAGCACCGGAGCUGCUGGUGGGAGACACCAGAUACGGGAAGGCGGUUGACGUGUGGGCCGUCGGGUGUCUGUUCUUUGAGAUGUUAACGGGUGAUCCUCUGUUCCCGGGCGACUCUGACAUUGACCAGCUGCAUCUUGUCAUCAGUUGUUUUGGUCAUCUGACCCCUCGUCACCGCGAGGUCUUCUACAGGAACCCGGUGUUCAUGGGAGUUUCUCUUCCAGAGCCGGCGGAGAGGAACCCGCUGGAGAGCCGCUCGCUCAAACUGUCUGGAUUGGCUCUGGAUCUCGCUCAGAGAUGUUUGCAGAUGGAUCCAGACAAACGCUCGCAGUGUGCAGAUCUGCUGCUGCAUCCGUACUUCACCAGAGACCGCUUCCACAUGCGCUUUCAGCAAGAACUGGCCAGUAAGACACACAAGGACCUGAAGGAAAACAGCAGAGGCACUAAAAGCUCCAGGAGAGAGAAGGAGAAGCUGGACAUCCUGAGAUCGGCUGCUAACAACUCCGUACGGGACUCAGAGCUGCGGCUCAGUGAGUUCAGGCCGUCUGAUGGUGAGGACAGUGACAUCACAGCCAAGCUCCGCCCAGACGACACGGAGCCAAUCGGUGAGAGCGUGUGUCAGGUGGGAAUCCCGCCCAUCUCCACCGACUCCCUGUCCGUCAUCAGCUCACCGGCCACACACAGCCUCAGGUCGUUUGAUAAGAUGAAGAAGCAAAUAAACGUGUUUCCACGGCCGUCACCGCAGAACCUCUCCAUUCAGCUCAAUGCACAGGUGUCGUCAGAGCGCAGCAGGAGUCAAUACGCUGCAGGGCCUGCUGGGAAAAAGAUGGCGGAGCUGCGUUUCCCUGAGCUCAGAAACACACUGCUGCCAGAGCUGAGAGCAGAAGGAAGACAAAGAGGAAACAAAGAGCAGAAAAACAACAGAAUCCCAUCAAUCACAGCACCGGACCUGCAGUCUGACACCAGCACAUAAGCGCACACACACACACACACACACACACACACACACACACAGCUGUCAGCGCUGAUCUGUGUGUCUGAACACAUGAAGAGUGUUGAACAGUGUAAAUAUGCUCUUGAUCUGUUUUAAUACAUUGUCUCUUCAUUGCAUUGAUUUGAUCACAAUGACUGGAUAGUUUCAGUUUGCUCUUGUUCUUAUUUUGUUCUGCUGGUUUUAUUUUUGACUUGUUCUGUAGAAAUCUGGAGAACUUUGACUUUAAUAAACUUUCUUCAUCUGCUGCUCGUCAUUGAGUUCAAUCCAUCGAACUGUUUCUCAUCA